Molecule: messenger RNA, 1570 nt
Organism: Spirodela intermedia
Lineage: Eukaryota; Viridiplantae; Streptophyta; Magnoliopsida; Alismatales; Araceae
Source: the annotation of a GenBank genome assembly
AUGUCUGAUGUGCUGGGUAAGAGCAGCCUCCUGUCAUCGUGUGGGCGGCAGUUAGCCAUCUGUGGGUCUCGCGGGGGAGCCGACGGCAACCGCUGCCUCGCCGGCCUCUGUUUCGGGCGGUCGCCUCAGACUGUCGAGUCUUUGAGGUUCUCCUCUGGCUGUGACUUCCAUGGGACGGCGGUGGUCCAAAAGAAGAACUGGGGGAAACCCGCGAAAGCUUCCCAACAAGCAGCUGUACCCGUACAGGUACUACAGACCUCAAAUCCGAAAAUCCCUAAUCUAUGGUGCUCUAUUUUGAUGUUAUUGUGGAGGAAGAACCCGCUCCGUGCUUCGUUUUCUUCUUUUUUUUCCGCCUUGCUUUCGAUCUAGGGCUUUUAAAUCAACUAUUAUGGGGUCAGUCUAUUUCCCCCUUCCUCUCUUUAUUAAUUUAAUCGAUCAGAACCUUAGAUGCGAUCGGAGCCCUCAUAAGAAUUUCUACUAUUAGAUUUGAUCGGUGUUUCUGAUUCUUCCCUUGUUGUCGCAGAUGACCCUCAGCAUCGGGAAGGCCAUGAAGUGGUGGGAGAAGGGCCUCCAGCCUAACAUGAAGGAGAUCAGUUCAGCACAGGAUCUCGUAGAUUCCUUGACGAACGCUGGGAACCAGCUUGUGAUCGUAGACUUCUUCUCUCCUGGCUGUGCUGGCUGCAAAGCUCUCCAUCCUAAGGUACGCACUCGUUAAACGCCAUCAAUUUCUUCAGAUUUGAUCGUAUUCGAGAUUCCCUUGUUGAUCUGUUUUGGUAUCUGCAGAUCUGCCAGUUUGCAGAGAAGAAUCCGGACGUUCAAUUUCUCCAAAUAAACUACGAGAAGCAUAAAUCUAUGUGCUAUAGCUUGAACGUCCACGUCCUCCCCUUUUUUAGGUUCUACAGGGGAGCUCAAGGACGCCUCUGCAGCUUUAGCUGCACCAACGCCACCGUAAGCUUCCCUUCCCUUCCCUUCCCUUCCCUGCCCUGCCCUGCCCUGCCCUGUCCUGUGUUUCUUUCUCAACGGAUUAGAAAUUUAACCCUGUUCAGCCAUGGGUUCUGGUCAGAUUCCCAUGUUUGGGUAUCCGUGAUUUAGGCAAGGAAAAUAUCGUCCCCAGAUCUUGCCCGUGUUAUUGUUGUUUUAUUUCUUUCUUUUUUCGGGGAUGGGCUUCAGUUUGCAGACAAUAUCUCCUUCGGAAACAAUUAUAUAUUUCCCGAAACUGGUUCAAGAUUAAAAAUCUCUUUUUGGAAAGUUUUCUUCUUCCUGUGUCUGGGUUUUGACUUCGGACGCUCUCAUUUUUCAGAUUAAGAAGUUUAAGGAUGCGAUGGCGAAGCACGGCACCGAAAGAUGCAGCCUUGGGCCUGCGAAGGGGCUGGAGGAGUCGGAACUCCUGGCUCUGGCCGGAAACAAGGAUCUCUCCUUCACCUACACGGGCAGAUCGGAGCCGGAGCUGGAGCCUGUUCCUGGGCUAGUGAAGGAAGCCUCGCCACCGCCGCCACCUGCUCCAAAACCCACUUUCGCCGGCGCCGCCCAAGACUCAUCAGAGAAGCCCGUCGUCGCCGCAUGGAGAUGA